AUGUUGGAUGUCGGGUCAUCCGACUUUGUAUACAAUGCUAUUGUCGAGAACAAUAUUCUUGGGAGAAUGAUUGUUACAUCAUUAAACACCGUGAGUGGUGUUGGUGUGUGCAAGCCAAGAUGUCAGGACACGAGUCCAAGUGACAUGAGUGACGAGGAACUGACCCUGGAGGGCCGGGUGAAGUCACAAAUGGAUGUUGUCUUUGAAAACAACGAGGUGCAUGCACCUAACGACGAGGUACUGACCCAUGAGAGUGGGGUUCAGUCAGUAAACGAAGUGGUCUUUGACCUUGAGGUGUGUACACCUAUGGACGCUAAUGAUGCGUCGGAUGCUGAGAGCAUCCUGAGUAGCGAUGAUGAUAUCGUGAGUGACGGUGAUAGCGAAAAGAUAUAUGCACUCGUCAAUGGUUUGGCUGGGAAUGUUGAAGAGCCGGUGACUCUUUCAGCUGGGCCCGCAGUAAGUGCUCUGUUAGAGCUGGACGGGCUGUCUUUUGCCGAGUUUUGCAGUGCCUCACAGGCAGGCGAAAUCGCCGAAGUGGUCGUUUUACGACCUGAGGGGGAGUUAAGCUCCUCAUCGCUUUUGGAUAAAGCAGUACUUGAGGAUACCAAGAAGGCGCUGAAUGCGCGCAGUGGAUCGCAGAUCUUGAAUGACCCUUCGGAUCCUUACUUUCCUUUGUUGAAGGAAUAUGGUGAUGUUGUCUCUAAAGAACCGCCUAAGAGAUUACCUCCGGAUAUAUGUGUACGUCAUGAGAUUGACUUGGUUCCAGGAACCAAAUACUAUGUGAUGCGACAGUGGCCGCUGCCACGAAAGCAAUUUGACGUCGUUUACGAGUUCUUUCGUGCAAAGCACGCGGCUGGCAUGGUGCGUGAGACCACUAUCCCGGCUCAAACACCGAUUCCUCGCAAGGAUGUUCUCCAGAACAAUAUGGUGGGAUGUACGAUGUGCAGUGCUCUCGACUUAGUCGAUGGAUGUUACCAACUGCUCAUGCUAGCUAGUGAUAUCCCGCUGACAGCGGUCAGCACUUCGAUUGGUAUGCUCUGGGAGUGGUUGGUGAUGUCCAAGGAUGUCUAA
Peronospora belbahrii is the source of this 1071-nucleotide messenger RNA. The record is from the annotation of a GenBank genome assembly. Lineage: Eukaryota; Oomycota; Peronosporomycetes; Peronosporales; Peronosporaceae.